This is a messenger RNA of Saxophila tyrrhenica, 1431 nucleotides long. RefSeq lists its product as uncharacterized. Lineage: Eukaryota; Fungi; Ascomycota; Dothideomycetes; Mycosphaerellales; Extremaceae. Gene Ontology annotation, molecular function: transmembrane transporter activity. The record is from RefSeq and is a predicted model, not a curated record. Gene Ontology annotation, cellular component: membrane. The transcript is spliced from 3 exons. Bases 1 to 1431 code for a protein of 476 amino acids. Gene Ontology annotation, biological process: transmembrane transport.
AUGGCAAAGAAGUCCCCAACUGAUCAAUCGCCCGAGAAACGAGACCAUGGCGGUGAACACCCCCAUAUCGAUCCAGUCAAGGAACGGAAGCUGGUCCGCAAGCUCGACCUUCAUAUCGUUCCGACGGUGAUGCUGUUAGUCAACAUCGGCAACGCAAGGCUCUAUGGACUGGAAAAAGACCUAGGUCUUCAAGGCAACCAAUACCAAAUCGCCGUCUCGCUGCUGUUCGUCACGUACAUCAUCUCAGAGCUGCCCUCGAACUUGGUCAUCAAGCACUACGUUCGACCGUCACGAUGGAUCGCCUUCAUCACAGUCUCCUGGGGCAUUAUCGCCACGCUUACCGGGCUCUGUCAGAACUACGCCGGCUUGAUCGUUUGCAGACUGUUCCUAGGACUGGUCGAAGGCGGCCUCUUUCCCGGGUGUGCGAUCUACUUGACGUUCUUCUAUACAAAGCGUGAGCUGGCGCUCCGAGUUGGCUACCUCUUCGUCUCGGCCGCUCUGGCAGGUGCCUGUGGAGGUCUCCUAGCCUAUGCCAUUGGCCACAUGGAUGGCAUCGCCGGUCAACGAGGCUGGAGAUGGAUAAUGAUUUUAGAAGGCUUGCCCACCUUCAUCCUGGGCAUCGCUUGCUGGUGGAUCCUUGCAGAUGAUCCUGAGACUGCCUACUACCUCAACGCAGAGGAGAAGGAAUUGGUCAUCCAUCGCCGCAAUACCCAGAUCGGCCAGAGCGACAUCUUCGACUGGAAAGAUGCGCGGAAAGGUCUAAAGGACUGGAAGAUCUACGCAUUCUGCGCCGGACAGUUCUGCAUGGACAACAUGCUCUACACCUACUCGACGUUUCUCCCAACCAUCAUCGAAGGCAUCUGGCCAGACGCAAGCGCAGCGAUCGUCCAGGUCCUCACGAUUCCUUGCUACGCCGUAGGUGCAAUUACAUACAUGGCUUCAGCUCGAUUCAGCGACUGGACGCAGCUUCGGGGCCCUGUGAUAGUUUGCAUCAGCUUGUUCAGCAUCGUCGGCUACGCGCUGCUGAUCUCGCCGGUGUCUUUCGCGGCGCAGUAUGCUGGUUGUUUUCUGGUGGCUCUUGGGCUCUAUGUGAUUGUGGGUAUUCCUUUGGCAUGGUUGCCGACGAACAAUCCGCGGUAUGGGAAACGGACGACCGCUACGGGCUUGCAGCUGACUAUUGGCAACUCCGCUGGGAUCAUGGCACCUUUUCUCUAUCCUAACGACGAAGGCCCACGCUUCGUGCGAGGGCACGGUGUGACAAUGGGUCUAAUCAUUCUUGGUAGCCUCAUCUACGGGUUCAUGUUCGUCUAUUUCUCCGGGCGGAACCAAAAGCGAGAACAAGGUGCCGAAGACAAGGCGAUGGAGGGUUUGAAUGAAGAAGAGAUCCUUGCUCUCGGCGACGAAAAUCCUCGGUUUCGAUUUGCCAGAUAA